Molecule: messenger RNA, 3840 nt
Organism: Zophobas morio
Lineage: Eukaryota; Metazoa; Arthropoda; Insecta; Coleoptera; Tenebrionidae
Product: endoplasmic reticulum transmembrane helix translocase
Exons: 9
Coding region: 92-3565 (1157 amino acids)
Biological process (GO): intracellular calcium ion homeostasis; transmembrane transport
Cellular component (GO): endoplasmic reticulum membrane
Molecular function (GO): ATP binding; ATP hydrolysis activity; ATPase-coupled monoatomic cation transmembrane transporter activity
Source: RefSeq, a predicted model, not a curated record
AACCUGUUGACAAAAUCCUGCCAAAUCUGUCAAAAAUUUCUCACAUAUGUGUCAGUCGGCCGAAUCAUCUUCAAAAAAUUAAUCAAAAACGAUGAGUGUAACUACGAAACUGGAUGAUUUGGUGCAAUCCGUCUCAUUAUACACUCAGAAAGGGACUUUAUUUCACUUGUACGUUCUCCCGUUCAUAUUUAUUUAUACAGGCUGGAUUUACGUGUGGUGUGGUAUUUACGGGUUUUUAGAACACUAUGAGGGGGGUUUCGUGGGUUUAGCGGUAAUAGGUUGUGUGCAGAUUUUGUGCUGUUUGGCGUGUUAUUGGUCCGUCCAUGUGAACUGCUUUUUCACAUGUCGGAAGGAGAAGGAUCCCUUGAAGGCGACUGUGGCAAAGGUCGUGCCCACGGCGAAUAAUGGCUCGUCUGAGCUGGUCCGAUUGCAGCAUAGUAAAGAUGCCAAAUCGACCACCUGGUUCAUCUUCCAAAAAACCAAAUACUUAUGGGACCCCGACAAGAAGACCUUCCGCGGCCUCGAAUUCCCCAUCCACAAACCCUACUUCGAGUACAUGUCAUGGAAAGGCUACCAAGAAGAAGAGGACAUCCAGCAGGCCGAGCAGCUCUACAACAAGAACCAGCUCGACAUGGUCGUCCCCGAGUUCAUGGAGCUCUUCAUCGAGCGCGCCACCGCCCCCUUCUUCGUAUUCCAAGUAUUCUGCGUGGGCUUGUGGUGCCUCGACAAGUACUGGUACUACUCCAUCUUCACUCUAGUCAUGCUGGUGAUGUUCGAAUGCACCCUCGUCCAACAACAACUCCGAAACAUGGCCGAGAUCCGAAAAAUGGGCAACAAACCGUACGGAAUCCUGGUGUACCGAAACCGGAAAUGGAGGUCGAUCCCGUCGGACGAACUCAUCCCGGGUGACAUCAUCUCGAUCACGAGGUCGCAGAAGGAUAAUUUGGUACCGUGCGACGUGUUGUUGUUGAGGGGGUCGUGCAUAGUGGACGAGAGUAUGCUGACGGGGGAGUCGGUACCACAGAUGAAGGAGGCUAUCGAGAACACCGACUUGAAGAAGGAGCUGGAUCCGGACUCGGACGGAAAAUUACACGUGUUAUUCGGAGGUACUAAAGUAGUACAACACACACCUCCGACGAAAGCAACGACCGGUUUAAGGCCACAGGACAACGGUUGCGUCGCCUAUGUCCUACGCACUGGUUUUAACACCUCGCAAGGAAAACUCCUCCGCACUAUUCUCUUCGGGGUGAAGAGAGUCACCGCCAACAACAAAGAAACGUUCGGGUUCAUCAUGUUUUUGUUGAUUUUUGCGAUCGCCGCAGCCGCCUAUGUCUGGAACAAGGGUUGCGAAGACCCCAACCGCAACCGCUACAAGCUUUUCCUGGAGUGCACCCUCAUCCUCACUUCCGUGAUUCCCCCAGAGCUCCCCAUCGAACUCUCUCUCGCCGUGAACACGUCACUCUUAGCUCUCUCGAAACUCGGAGUGUUCUGUACGGAGCCCUUCCGUAUUCCCUUUGCCGGUAAAAUCGACAUCUGUUGUUUCGAUAAAACCGGGACUCUGACUAGUGACAAUCUGGUGGUGGAAGGCAUCGCUUUGGCCAAGAGCGACUCCACGGUGACCCCUAUAACCGAAGUACCGAUGGAGUCGGUGCACGUUUUGGCCACGUGUCACUCGCUGGUGCAGAUGGACGAUGGGUUGGUCGGAGACCCGUUGGAGAAGGCGACUUUGACUGCGAUUGACUGGAACUUGACGAAGGCCGACGCUGUUAUUCCGAAACGGGGGAAAUCGCCGGGGUUGAAGGUGUUCCAAAGGUAUCAUUUUUCGUCGUCGCUGAAACGUAUGUCGGUGAUUGCGGGGUAUAACCAGAUGGGGUCGACGGAGACGAUUUAUAUGGCGACGGUGAAAGGGGCACCCGAGACUUUACGAAGUAUGUAUUCGGACGUUCCGGAAAAGUACGACGAGGUGUACUUGGCGCUGUCGAGACGAGGUGCACGAGUUCUGGCUCUCGGUUGGAAAGAAAUAGGCAAAUUGAACACCCAAGAACUGAGAGAACAAACCCGCGACGACGUCGAAAAGGACCUAAAAUUCGCCGGUUUCGUAAUAAUUUCCUGCCCCCUCAAGUCCGACUCGAAGUCGGUGAUCCGAGAACUCCAGAACGCCUCCCACUGCGCCGCCAUGAUCACCGGCGACAACCCCCUAACCGCCUGCCACGUGGCCAAAGAGCUCAAAAUCACCACGAAAACCACCCUAAACCUGACCGAAACCGACGGCGAGUGGUCCUGGGAGUCCAUCGACCAAAACGAAAACCUCCCCCUGGAGUACGACUACAAGACCCUAAUCAAAAAGUACGACCUCUGCAUCACCGGCGACGCCCUAACCUACCUCCGCCAGAACUUCACCACGUUCCUCAACCUCAUCCUCCCGCACAUCAAAGUCUUCGCCCGGUUCGCCCCGAAGCAGAAGGAGUUCGUGGUGGUCCAGCUGAAAAGUCUGGGGUACACAGCGCUGAUGUGCGGCGACGGCACCAACGACGUCGGGGCGCUGAAGCACGCCGACGUCGGGGUGGCCAUUUUGGCGAACGCGCCCGAGAAGAGCAGCGACAUAAAGGAGUUCAAGGAGAGGAUGGAGAAGGAGAAGGAGAAGAAGUUGAAGGAGAUGCAGAUGGUGAAGAAUAAGACGAAUCACGUGAAGGCGGCGGAUCAGAGGGAGAAGUUGCAAGCGAGCUUGAAUAAGAUGAUGAAGGAGUUGGAGGAGACGCAGGUGGUGAAGUUGGGGGAUGCCAGUAUUGCGUCACCGUUUACGAGCAAGCUGUCGUCGAUUAUGUGCAUUUGUCAUAUCAUCAAACAAGGUCGGUGUACGCUUGUGACGACGCUACAGAUGUUCAAAAUAUUGGCACUUAACGCGCUUAUCUUAGCUUAUACUCAGUCGGUGUUGUACUUGGAUGGGAUUAAGUUGAGGGACAUGCAAGCGACUUUGCAGGGUCUUCUGCUGGCGGCGUGUUUCUUAUUCAUAUCAAGGUCGAAGCCGUUGAAAACGUUGUCGAAGCAGCGCCCUCUUCCCAACAUCUUCAAUUUAUACACAAUUGCGACAGUCCUCCUUCAAUUCGCUGUCCACUUCUUGUGUUUGAUAUUCUUGGUGCAACAAGCCAAGUUGCGAGCGCCGCUAGAUGAGAAAGCACUAAACGCGACUGAACCUCUCAAGGAGCUGACUGAAGAGGAGGAAGACGAGUUAUUCGAGCCAAACAUUGUAAAUAGUACAGUAUACAUCAUAUCGAUGGCGCUACAAAUAGCCACUUUCGCCAUCAAUUACAGGGGUAACCCCUAUAUGGAAAGUCUCAAACAAAACAGGGCGCUACUUUACAGUAUUCUGGGUUCUGGGGGACUAGUGCUGGCGCUAACCUUGGGAAUAGUGCCCGAGCUGGCGGAACAAUUCGAGAUAAUCGAUUUUCCUCCAGACUUUCGAGUCAUCCUGGUGCAAAUCUUAUUUGCGGACUUCUUCUUUUCGUUUCUGGUAGACAGAAUAUGUCUCUGGUUGUGCGGCGAAGGCAAAAUGAAAGUAUCUUAAUGAAACGGCGACUUAAGUCAUAGGCAAUGCGUAUUGAUUAGUGUUUUAAUUGUUGUUUUUUUUUUUUAAAUUUUGUUAAAACAUUAUCAUUCCAUUCAAAAAUUUAACAAUGUUGGAAACGAACGUGAACGUUUUAUUUAUGUUACUAAUCAAACAACGUGGAUAAGAUUUGAGAGCACCAAUCAAAAUUAGAUAUUUUUCUAGUCCACUGCAUUUAAUGAACGUUUCUAACUAAAUGUAUGAUCGAGUGAGUAAAUAAAGUCACAGACUUGGCA